Messenger RNA from Suillus plorans, 798 nucleotides. RefSeq lists its product as uncharacterized. Lineage: Eukaryota; Fungi; Basidiomycota; Agaricomycetes; Boletales; Suillaceae. The record is from RefSeq and is a predicted model, not a curated record. The transcript has 5 exons. The coding region runs from base 1 to 798 and encodes 265 amino acids. Gene Ontology annotation, molecular function: protein binding.
AUGUUCAGUUCUGCAAACAAUAAGCUUCUGCAGAACAAUUACUUCGAGCAACUUAAAGCAAGGCCCUCUUCAAUCCUGCUAGUUUAUUUUGCAAUGGGAAAUGUGAUAAGCCAUAUCUCUGGUCGGAAAUCCGUUUGUCAUGAGUCUCGGGGUACCUUGUCGACAACCACCCCCUCUUGGACGGACAUCACUCUAGCAAAAGCACCCCUGAAGCGUAAAUUUAAUUUUGAUGAUGACUUGGCAUCCCCACGAAAGCGACACAUCCUGGAAUCUUAUUCCACUGGCGACAUAAGCCAGGUUGUCGCCACGCCCAAGAUAAAUCGUCACAACACUGACUUUACAAGCCCCUCGGCCAAGCACUUGUACAGGGAGGCGUCCGACACUUUCUUGAAGCACAAGGCAGAUGCUAUACUAGAUCCCUUUUCAAUCAAACAUGUCAAGCUUUAUGAGCCUUGUAGCACCCCGGCAUUCAUACGGUCUUUACCUGCUGAGAUCCUCAUUACUAUCAUUGCUCUUCUGGGAAUGCAGAAUCUAUGCUAUGUUACUCAAGUUUGUUCUCUGUUCAGAGAAAUUGCUGGACCCCUCUUCUUUGCCAACCGGAGCUUCCCAACAUCACCGCAAGAUAUGUUUCACAUUUGUGUAGACUCCUACAAUUUUGAUGUGUUGCUUACUUGGAUACAUAUGGAUACCUUUCGUCCUCCACAUAUGAUGUUAUGUUGGUCAGAUCCUGAUGUGUGUUCCACGCAGCUCUCUGCAUUUUCGCACUUUCUCCAGUCUGUCCCCCACAAAUCCAUAUGA